Messenger RNA from Selaginella moellendorffii, 666 nucleotides. Its product is annotated as probable eukaryotic translation initiation factor 5-1. Gene Ontology annotation, cellular component: cytosol. The coding region runs from base 1 to 639 and encodes 212 amino acids. Gene Ontology annotation, molecular function: translation initiation factor activity; GDP-dissociation inhibitor activity; eukaryotic initiation factor eIF2 binding. Gene Ontology annotation, biological process: formation of translation preinitiation complex; translational initiation; formation of cytoplasmic translation initiation complex. The transcript has 2 exons. The record is from RefSeq and is a predicted model, not a curated record. Lineage: Eukaryota; Viridiplantae; Streptophyta; Lycopodiopsida; Selaginellales; Selaginellaceae.
AUGGAACUUCAGAAUAUUGGCUCUAGAAACAACAAUGAUGCUUUCUACAGGUACAAAAUGCCAAAGCUGGCAACCAAGAUCCACGGGCGUGGCAAUGGCAUUAAGACAAGCAUUGUGAAUAUGGUGGAAGUGGCUAAGGCACUUUCACGCUCCCCGGCACAUGUAACAAGGUUCUUUGGCUGUGAGCUUGGCGCACAAUCCAGUUUCAACGACAAAACCAACACUUUCAUUGUCAAUGGCGCUCAUGAAACUCCAAAGCUGUGUGAUCUCUUGGACAGGUUCAUUGAGAAGUAUGUUCAGUGUUACAAGUGCGGAAAUCCGGAGACUGAUAUUCUGCUGGACAAGAUGAUAAGUCUUAAGUGUGCAGCAUGCGGCCACCUUUCCGAUGUGGAUCUCCUCAACAGCAACAAGGUGAUGAAGAAGUUUUACAGUCAGAGCGGCAGCGUUGGAUGCAGCAAGAAAGAUAAAAGGGCUGCCAAAGUGAUUCUAAAGAACCAAAGCAGAAAGAAUGAAAACCUUGAAGAGGAUGACGGAGAUGAUGAUCAUAUUGAGCGGCACGCUGAUGCAGCCCCAGAAGCUGCUCACCAGCGUAUGAAAGAGCAGCUUACUGGAGCUGCUACAUCUAUGACUCUUCCUUGAAUCUAAAUCCUUUAACUUGGAGGCGAU